This is a messenger RNA of Pocillopora meandrina, 6055 nucleotides long. Lineage: Eukaryota; Metazoa; Cnidaria; Anthozoa; Scleractinia; Pocilloporidae. The record is from the annotation of a GenBank genome assembly.
AUGAUAGGUUUCCUCGAGAUAUGUGUUUUUCUGUUUGUCGUCUUGCACAUCUUGAGAAUUUAUUUUGCCGAUUUCGAUGCAGUACUACAUUUCUACGAGAGAUUUGCAAAGCCACCGGAUAAAAGACUACGAGGUAAAGUGAUUUGGAUUACUGGUGCAUCGAGCGGAAUCGGCGAACAUUUAGCGUACAAGCUAACUGAAUUUGGCUGCAAACUGGUGCUAUCAGCGAGGAGAAAAGACGAAUUAGACAGAGUGAAAAAUCAUUGCAUGAAUAAGUUUUGCUCUAAGUUAUUUUAGUUUUUAAAACUUCAUUCUACACGAGGUGAGGGAAAGCAGUCGCGUGGGGGGACGGGAGCUUAAGAAUUUUUUUUACUUCCAUUAAUUUCUCAAAACAAUUUCAGAAAAUUUUCAAACCAAAAGAAGGCGACUCACUUACAUGUCAUUGAAUAAGUUUAUUGUGUUAUGCCUCGAUCUUCAAAACCUCCCGACACAUGUAAAUGAGGUGGACCAAAGUGGCAGGGUAUUCUGCAGUUGCUCCAAAAAUGAUUGAAGUUCAGUUAUAUAUUAUAACUAUAAAUAAUAGUCUUUGUUUUCUUGUUACAUAGGCUUGGCAGGAAAGCUUUUUCCAUUAAUAUUUGAGGAAGACUUUCUUGUUGUGCCAUUGGAUAUUACAAAUUUCGCUUCUCACGAAGACUGCGUUACCAAAGCUCUUCAACAGUUUGGCAAGGUCAUGAUCUCUGCUUUGAUGUGUUCUGCUGUAAAUUUCAAUGAUAUUCGAACCAAAGCGUACAUGUACUAUGUUUUCUUAAUGACAGAUUGAUUUUCUAGUGAAUAAUGCAGGAAUGUAUUUGAACACAAAUGUACUAGGGAACAUGGCCACAACCACCCCGGUGAAUUUGGUAUCCUUGCUUCCACCCAGAUCCAGUCUCGCGUGAAACAGGUGCAGUUAAUAUAUUUUUUUAAACUUUUUUUGAAGUUCGUUCAAAUAAAAAACCCAUACCUACCUACCGUCCUUUUCUGAGGGCUCUUCUCUGAAUAAUAUCAAUCAAGCUUAACGCAUACCUAUACUAAUAGAAUUAGAAACACACGGAGUUAAAAAUAAGUGCUUAACGGCUUAUCUCUGAAAAUUUGUUUUCCUUUUUUUCAAUAAGGUUCAAGAGUUGGGAUUGGAGCCAGCCUACCGCGCAGACAGUCGUACCUACAAGUAAAUUAGAAAACUCAUGGCGCUGCCCUUCCUGCCGGAAGCCGAGAUUACGCCGAUGUUUCAGCGGCUCAGAGACCGCGCCACUACCACUGCUCUGGAAGCACUUGCCUUGUACGUGGAGGAGAACUGGAUUACCAGCACAAUGUGGCCUCAAUCCUGUUGGUCUGUCUUCAUGCUGCCGAUCUGCACCAACAACGACAUAGAGGCGUGGCACCACGGUCUUAACAGUAGAGCCAACAACAGAGUCCACUUGCCAUUCUACCUGCUGGUGGAGCCACCGCGCCCUGGUUGCGUCUUUAGGACGUUUCCAGGUCGCUAAAAAUGGCUCUUUUAGGAGCCGCCACAUCUGCAAAAGUCAUGAUCAACAUAUGAGCUGCUCUUCUAGAUUUAAUAUUCAAUAAAGUUUGUUGUUAUUUUGCCGCGGGGAAACUGGGUAAUAUAAUUCGACCGAAUAUUGAAUAAGUUCCCUUGACAACAUCACAGACGUCGAAAUUUGCAUACAGAUAAGUAAACAAACUCGUGAGUCGAUUCGUUCGAACUUAUAACAUCACAGACGUCGAAAUUUUCAUACAAAUAAGCAAACAAACUCAGGAAUCGAUUGGUUCGAACUGUUAACUCUCCUUGGGAAACAACUGUAGUUGCCUUAGGAAAGCUUCAGUCCAUCGACGCUUACAAUUUUUCGCACCGACUUGACAAUUCCUCGCAUCUAGUUUUAAUACAACUGCUAUCGAGUUUCAUUUCAUCACUUAUUUCUUCUCAUGAAGUUUCAUUUUCUCUCAAGUAAGUUUUUAUUCCUCGCAUCGAGUUUUGCAAUUUCUCAUCGCUUACGUGCAAAAGACAAACACGAUACGUUUCGAUGUCAAUGAGUUAGGAACGGAACACAUCUAAUACGUCGCUGAAGGUCAUAAUUUAAAUACAGACAAGCGCACAAACGUAUCGGUCGAUUUGAAUUGUGCUCGUUCGAACAUCGUACUCUCCUCGACUACUUUAUUCUAGUUUAUCUCUUUAUUGGUGGUUGGUGGCGAGUACGUUAGUGGCGAGAUCUUUCCUUGGUGGCGAGUUCGCUGGUGGCGAGUCUCCCUGGUGGCGAGGUAACCGGUAACCUUCAGCAUGUGUGGCUGCUCUUUUCUUAUGAAAAGUCCCCUCUCUCCCUUCCCUCCCUUCAGAAUGAUAUAUUAAAUCCUUCAUUACGUUUAUGUUGUAAUGCAGAAUUUUCAGCAUGAUGUAUAUUUUACUUCCCCCCACCCCCCCCUCUCCUCUGGUUACCGGUUACCUCGCACCGGUAUCCAGUCACCUCGCCACCAAGCAGACUCGCCACCAGCGAACUCGCCACCAAGGAACGAUCUCGCCACCAACCACCAAUAGAGAUUUGUCGAGGACAGUAGGAUGUUCGGCUGAUAAGUCUGUACUCAAACUUUAUAAACGUAUGUUGUCGAAAGCACGUUCGAAACCGAUAAGUUUGUUCGCUUGUCUGUACUCAAACUUUAUAAACGUAUGUUGUCGAAAGCACGUUCGAAACCGAUAAGUUUAGUUUUAAUACAACUGCUAUCGAGUUUCAUUUCAUCACUAAUUUCUUCCCAUGAAGUUUCAUUUUCUCUCAAGUAAGUUUUUAUUCCUCGCAUCGAGUUUUGUAAUUUCUCCUCGCUUACGUGCAAAAGACAAACACGAUACGUUUCGAUGUCAAUGAGUUAGGAACGGAACACAUCUAACACGUCGCUGAAGGUCAUAAUUUAAAUACAGACAAGCGCACAAACGUAUCGGCCGAUUUGAAUUGUGCUCGUUCGAACAUCCUACUCUCCUCGACUACUUUAUUCUAGUUUAUCUCUUUAUUGGUGGUUGGUGGCGAGAAGACUUCGCUUGGUGGCGAGUACGUUGGUGGCGAGAUCGUUCCUUGGUGGCGAGUUCGCUGGUGGCGAGUCUGCUUGGUGGCGAGGUGACCGGUAACCAUGCUGAACAUUUUUCAUUAAAGCAUUAAUGCAUGCUUUACCUUUUCUCAGCCCUCAUAUGAUACCACCUUGAGCACAGAUACACAUUUUGAGUCUAGCAUGGGUGGAGUUCAUGGAAAAUUUAUACAUAUUUUUCUUUUUGUGCCUAGAUCAUCAACCAGGGUGUAAACCCUCUAACUCUCACCUUAAAAUUUGUAAUUCGUCUCACUGUCAACCAUUUGAUUCUUAUAAUGUUAGUUCAGAGAAUUUAGUAUUGGAUCAACUAAUUAUCCCCAAAUUGAUAUUUUCUUCAUUCUCAUCACUUAUCUGGUUGAUAUUGUAUUGAUAUUGUAAGGAGAAAUUCUGUCUUGGUCACCUAUGAGAGUUAAAGGAUUAAAUUUUAACAUAAAAGCUGAAAGAUUUAAGGAUUCAAGAAGAUUAAAGAUUUGCACUCCCAAGGGAAACAGAACAUUUUGUAGUCCUAUGAGAAUAUCUCUGCAUGCAAAAAUUUUUUUAUUGAAGAACAGAGAACACGUAACACAUGCAAGUUUGUCUGACACAUGUGGCUAAGAUCACUUUUUACUUUUGGGCUUUGAGGACCCUUUUGACUCAGUUUGUGUUUUAUGUAGUUGACAGUUGUUUUAAGCCAUCCCAUUUUACAGGAAAAUAAUUCCCUGAACCUGUCAGUUGUUGAGUAGAGAAAUCAUGAAUAUCUAAUGAACUUCAUCUUCCCUGUAUGCACUACAUGUAUAAGUUGCAGGCCAAGCCUUUCACCCUUUUAAGUAUAAGAUACAUGCCAUUUCUAGCAUGUUAUAUUAUUUGCACAAGGUACUAUCAUGGUAACACAUUUUUCUUUUUGUAUUUGAUGAACGCCUCAAGACAAGCAUGAUAUUAAUUAGCUGGUAUUCAUUUUGCAGCAGCAGGACCUAAUACAGCUGUGUAUGCAGCUUCCAAACAUGCUCUUCAGGUGAUUGACUAGAACUGACAUAUUGCACUGUUUCUGUUACUGAUUAUAUGAUAUGUAUUACCAAAUACACUAAAGCAUUACAGGCAGGUAUUGUGUCCACUUUUCAUGACUUCUUAAAGAAAUAUUUUAAAAUAUGUCUGGAUAUAUUCUGAUCAAGUUUGGCUACUCAUAGACUUGGGCUGAUGUGAACAAGUUCUUAAUGAAACUCAAAGCACUCUGAGUUUGAAUCCUUCCUAUCUUCCAUUCAGGACAAAAAAUAAAUAAAUAAAUAAAAAAAAAAGGUUGGAAGGUCAACCAUGUAGUAAGAAUUACACUUGGGACAAACUAACAAGUUUUUCGAGGACUUCUGGAAAGUGAACAAAGGUUAACCCUUUAACUCCCAGAAGUGAUUAACAUGAAACUUCUCCCUAUGUUUUCCAAACAUUAUUCAGCAAACAGGUAAAGAGAAUAUUUGAACUUAUCAGGUAGAAGCUGCUAUCUUGAUCUAGCACCAAGUUCUCAUAACUAAUUUAGAAGGAAAUGUGUAGCAGCUAGAGGGGAGAAUUAACAAUCAGAUCUUGGAAGUUAAAGGGUACUAGACAACCAAUGGUGAGCUAACAUUAUAAGCUCGCCAUCAUUUAUUUGACUGGCCAUGUUUAAUCUCCUAAUUUUUGACCAUCGACCUCCCCCCUGGUACAAAUUUCUUUCUCUCCCCAGCCUUCCACUGCCAUUAAAAUCAAAGAUGGGGACUAUAAUUUUUGUUAGAAAAUUUCUGAGCACUAAUGCUUGCCAAAAUCACACCUGCUCUACAGGCUAAAUUUUUGUGAGUUAAUGAUUUCGGGCUUUUUUUUUUUACUUUAGGGGGCAAACUUUUAUAGGUUGUAGGGGUAAACUUCCUACAGGAAAAAAUCUCCAGUUACUCUUUUAAAGAUAAUAAAAUUAGAACAAAAUUACUGUCCAGUAUGUAAUGAAUAUACUUGUAUCAUUUACAGGGUUAUUUCAAUACUUUGCACAUAGAAGUCCAUGAAAAGAAUGUUGGUGUCACAAUGAUAUGCCCUGGCCUAGUGUAUUCAAACAUUUUAAAAAAUGCAUAUCGAGAGAAUAUUGAGGUAUGUUAAUGAAAUCUACCUUUCAUAAUAUUAUUUGUCAUAUAAAAUAAAAGCAUGGUCGAACCAAAUCAAGGGGAAAUGUUGGUUUGCCCUCACCAUGUUUUAAUACGCACAUUCAAAAUCUCCUUCAUGGCUGACUCAUUCCUCCCCCCCCUCCCUUGGUUAGGAUCAGGUGCCUCUCAACCAAUCAGAUGCAAAACUUAAAUCAAUCCCAACUUGGUAACUUGCACUUUCCCACACUUCAAGGAGAUUGCUUGAUGUGUUACUCUGAGUUCUCAUUGGGUAAUGGUGAUGUUAACCCAUUAAGCCCCAAUAGUGACUAGCAUCUAAUUUCUCCCAACAAUAUCACUACCUGAUCAAAUGUAUAGAUCAUGAGAAUAAAUGAAAUGAUCACCAAAGAUGAAUUGUCUUGAUGUUUGAACAAAUUCUCUCAAUCAGUAAAAUAAGAAACAUACAGAGAACAGUGACAAGAAUAUACAUGUUGAUAUGGGAUCUUAAUUAAAGGGUUAACCUGUGUUCUGAUUGGUUGUUUUGAUUCAUUUGGUUUUGGUUUUGAGAUACUCAGUUGAAAAACUCUAGCAAAAGAUGAUUAAGCUAAGACAUCAAAUCUUCUAAGUUUUCUUUAUUCCACAGGACAUCUCAGGACAUCUCUCUUUUGCACAAUUGUAUGACUUUAAAAAAAAACUUUUUGUUCACUUUACAGACUCGCAGGGAUCAAGUCUUUCCUGUGACAACCAUCAAAACAGAACGAUGCGUGCAUCUUAUUAUUAUUGCCAUGGCAAAUGUUUUGAAUGAAGUGUGGAUUGCUAUUCCAAAACGAAUGAUAGAAUUGUAUCUUUCACAGUAUCUACCACUUGUCAGGAACUGGUAA